AUGUGUGCCGAGUGUGAGCCCAAAGUCCGGCAGCGUCUAGACCAGGCGGCCUACACAGCCAAGACCGAUACCCUUCGGCGCAUGAUGGACCGCAAUUCCAACAUUCGGCGCAAGAUUUACAUCCAGUCGAGGAUGCCUAUAAAGAUACUGAACGGCAUUGGGAGAUUGCUGUGGGUGUCGGGCUUCGUGUUACAACUUGUGUGGCAUAGUUUGCUCUCUACCACAAACACCAACCAGAUCCCAUAUUCCUCUUGGCUGCCAUUGUCAGACACAUUGCUGAAAUGGAGCAUUGGAGCCACAGUUUUGGGGAUGUGGUGGAAUCCACGGUUGUUGGAUAUGAUAGCUGGAAACAGCAGGCAGAUUACUGGGCUAUUUCGCUGGUACUUGAUUCAGUUUAUUGCCGUCUUCUCGCGUAUAUAUCUACGUGUUGCUCCAGGCUCUGCAAAUGCUGCUUUGCGGAAGUUGCCCUUCCAAACCGAUUUGCAAAUCAUCGGCGCGACUGCUGCCACCAUAGUAUGUGCUAUCCAUCCAUCUAUUCAUGUCCAAGAUCAAAUACUAAUCAGCAAGCAGCUAUUUUUGAUGUCAUGGCAAUCGGUCGGCCUCAAGCCUUUGCCUGUAAUCAAACCAACCGCGAAACAAUCAAACCAGUCCUCAUUACGGGGGAGACCAGUCGCGAAGAAGACGCCUGCCUCUUCCGGAGCCAAACCCAGAGCCUCCAGUGCGAAGAAGGACACCAUAAAGUCUCUGGGAGAUCUGUUGGAUGAGCUGGAGCAUAUUGAGAGCUCCCCUCCAGAACCAAAACGACCAAGCACAGCAGCAUCUACUGUCUAUGAUUUGUCACCCAUCAGACGCGCGAGGGAUGAGCCGCGUGCACCACGAAUGGGCUUUACACAUACCCUGGAAGCCCAGCAGCUUACCAACUCUCUUACCAGCAUUCAAGAGCUUGACUCGAUGAAUCUUGUCUCACCGUCCUUUUUUCAGGACCCCCCUCAAAGGCAGGUCAAUUAUUCUGCAGAAAUGGAGUGGGAGCCAGCGCCACCGCAACAGCAGGUCUCCUCGCAUCGCGCUUUCAGCACUCAGGGCCAACGCAAGGCUCAGCCGUUUGGGGCUGCCCCAGUAGAACCCAAGAAGGGUCCGUUCUGGUACAAAGUCCCGCCGGCUCCAGUAACGCCUGCGCAGAGAGCAUUUAACCCUCCGAACCAACCAAGACUGAGACCAAGCCCGGUGCAAGGUCAAGAAAUCCAGUUCCGGGGCACUGGGACGCCCCAGAAGCAGUUGACUAGCAGUCGGCACUAUGAGCCCGCGCCAGAAUUUGCUCCAGCAACCUUCUUUGCGCAGCCAGGUCCGGAUGACCCGAGAAACGAACUGACCGGCAUGUUUUCGGGCAGUUUCAGUCUCGAGCACGAGAGUCCGAAGGAAGAAAAGCCACAGUCGACAUGGCUUGGAAGAUUGCGGAACAGAACACCGGCAUCAAACAAGAAGAAAUAG
This is a messenger RNA of Podospora anserina S mat+, 1488 nucleotides long. RefSeq lists its product as uncharacterized. The record is from RefSeq and is a predicted model, not a curated record. Gene Ontology annotation, biological process: nuclear inner membrane organization. The transcript has a single exon. The coding region runs from base 1 to 1488 and encodes 495 amino acids. Lineage: Eukaryota; Fungi; Ascomycota; Sordariomycetes; Sordariales; Podosporaceae. Gene Ontology annotation, cellular component: mitotic spindle pole body; chromosome, centromeric core domain; microtubule organizing center attachment site.